Messenger RNA from Portunus trituberculatus (swimming crab), 6421 nucleotides. RefSeq names its product insulin receptor-like. Gene Ontology annotation, biological process: positive regulation of kinase activity; cell surface receptor protein tyrosine kinase signaling pathway; glucose homeostasis. Gene Ontology annotation, cellular component: insulin receptor complex; axon. Gene Ontology annotation, molecular function: insulin receptor substrate binding; ATP binding; insulin receptor activity. The coding region runs from base 285 to 4376 and encodes 1363 amino acids. The transcript has 32 exons. NCBI's taxonomy places the organism in Eukaryota, Metazoa, Arthropoda, Malacostraca, Decapoda, Portunidae. The record is from RefSeq and is a predicted model, not a curated record.
CAGCAGGGAUGGCAACUGGCGGCUGGCUGGCGCGGCGACGCCGAGCAGUGGCAGUACAUGUUUCUUGCAGACUGGGAGGUCCACGUCUCGCUCUGGCUUCCGCGCGAGGUAAAGUUCCUGACGCGCUGCUAAGUUUACUGAAAGUUCACAAUUACUUGUUUGACGCUGUAGAAGGUGGAAGAGUGACAGGAAACGACCAGUGCAGCUCGUGACAAGUGCUGCCUAACCACUCCCCACACGGCCCUGACCAUGCACCGAUUGUAUGCCCAGCUGGACACCAUACGAUGACGACCAGAGAACACCUCAAUCAGCGUAUACGAAGAAGCACCUCUGCUGCAUCACCGAGCCGCCUGCUGAGGUGGUGGUGGUGGCUGGUGUUUUUGUUGGUGUGGAGCUGCUGUGUGCCAGGAUGUGCUACACAGAGGAAGUCCAACUACUCGCCAUACAUAUCAUGGAAGAGUAACAAACCUUACAAAGGGCAAGUGAACUGUUCGGAUGACUCGUCAUUACGUGUGGAGAAGAGAUCUUGGUGUGUCUCAGAGAUUUACUGCAGAGCAUAUGGCUUCUCCUAUAAUGUGUAUUGGAUGAAAAGGCAGUGUGUUUCCAAAUGCCCUCCUAACCACACAGAAAAUAAUGGCUAUUGCAGUCUCACAGAGGUGUGUAGGACAGUAAGAAUCAGCAAUUUGACUAACAUGGAAGUUAGAGACAACCUAAUGAAUUGUAGGAUUAUAGAGGGAAGCAUCGAGAUUGUACUAAUAAAAGAUGUGUCAGAGGAUGAUUGGAAGCCGUGGAGAUUCCCUCACUUGCUGGAAAUCACUGACUUUCUCCUGGUAUAUCAAGUGGAGAGUCUGAAGAGUCUUGGCCAGCUGUUCCCUAACUUGACUGUAAUUCGGGGCAUGAAGCUGCUGUACCACUAUUCUCUUGUCAUCUACAACACCCAGCUGGAGAACAUUGGACUGUACAAUCUUCGCUCCAUCCUGCGUGGCAGUGUCAGGAUACAGAACAACAUAAACUUGUGUUAUGUCCACACUGUCAACUGGGAUGCCCUCAUGAACGCCUCCAACGACAAUGUGCUGACGAAUAAUAUUGAGCCGCUGUGCAAAAACUGCUGUCCCUCCUGUUCUGCCGUACAGUCCCAGGAGCAGCACUGCCAGUACUGCUGGAGCAGCAUCAAGAGUCAACAGAUCUGCAGACAGUGUGACCACGGCUGCACCGCAAGUGGCAAGUGUUGCCACCCACAGUGUGCUGGAGGCUGCCUGGCACCAGUAAAUAACCGCGCCUGCAUCGCUUGCCGUAACUUUAACACAGGAGACAGAUGUGUUGAGACGUGUGGUGACCUUCUUGAGUUCAAAGGUUACCGGUGUGUUACCAAAGAGUACUGCCAGAGGAAAGGUUUCUUUCUGUUCAAUGGAACGCAGUGUGUAACUGAAUGUCCAGGAGAGCACAACUCUACAGGGAAUGGAACAGAAGGAAUGAUGAUCUGCAGUGAAUGUUGCGGAAGGUCCUGUCAUGGGUUAUUGGUGAACACUGUGGCUCGGGCCCAGGAGCUGAGGGGCUGCACAUCUAUCACUGGCUCUCUUAUCAUUAGUAUCAGAUAUGGCAAGACAGUCACCAAGGAGCUGGAGUCGAGCCUUGGUGCAAUACAGCGGGUCACUCACUACAUUCGUAUCUUCAAAACCAGUCCCCUCAAGUCGCUCAGUUUCCUGCAGAGUCUGAAGGUGAUAGAAGGAAGGCAGCUGUACAAUGACAAGUAUGCUCUGUUUGUACAUGACAAUGCAAAUCUAGAAGACAUUUGGGACUUCAGUAAGAAUCAAGAACUGAACAUCACCAAGGGCAAGAUUUUCUUCCAUGGAAAUCCAAAGCUGUGUUACAACAACAAGAUUGAGACGCUGCUCAACCUGACUGGGCAAGAGGAAGACUACAGCAUGCGCUUCACCAAUGGAGACAAAGUAGCAUGCUCCAUCAUGAAGGCUGCCAUUACACUGCAGCCCUUGAGAAACAGAGGCCAGGUGCGGGUCCGCUGGAUUCCUGUGUCAACAGAUGAGGACGACCGCAAGAUCACCGGCUACUACAUCUACUACAAAGAAACAAAAGAGAAAAACAUUGGACACAUGGAUGGCCGAGAUGCCUGCAAUGAUGGAUGGAAAAGGGAACAUGUGGAAGCAGAACAUUCCACUGACAAAAUGGAGGAAACUCUAACUGGACUGAAGCCAGACCAUCGCUAUGCAGUGUACGUGGAGACUGACACGGUGGCUGAUGCUGACAUAGGGGCGCGCUCCAACAUCUCCUACAUCACCACCAUGCCAUAUAACCCAGGUUCCCCGCUGCACCUGAGAGUUGUUAACAAGGGAACCACACACAUGGAUGUGGCGUGGUCACCGCCAAGCACUCCACUUGAAAAGCUUUUUUAUUACAAAGUCAAGAUAACCCUCCAGAAGCCUGAUGAAGACACAUGCCAAGAUUUCUGUAAGAAAGAGAACCAUUCUUCAGGAAACAAUGAGGAAUCUGUAAAGGUGCUGUCAGAGAGUAUGAUCAAUAGGACAGAUCCUUCCUCUGCCACCACUGUACCACCACCCAAGUGCUGCCCGUGCCCAGCAGAGCCUGCGACUUUUGAACGGGAUGACAUUGACUUUAGAGGCAUACUUCAUAGUCACGUUUAUGUACAUCGUACACGUAUCAGCCGAGAAAAAAGAUCCAUUGUGUCAGCUGGUGAUAGAUCAGCAUCUCAUAAUUCAUUCAAUGACCCUUCAUGGUCAAGCCCUGCAGUGUACACAGAAUACCCGCAAAGGAAGCUAGCAGCUCAGAAUGUUACUUCAGUGAGUGAGACAGAUACCUUCAGCUACACUAAGGCAACCUACAUCCGGUUCACCAAUCUUUCUCACUACUCCCAAUACAAGAUUGAGGUCUCUGCCUGUCACAUGGAAGAGAAAACUUGUCCCAAAGAUAUGAAAAUACCAUGUCAGCUAUGCUCAAUAGAUCCAACCAUGAUUGAAGAUACCACUGCUAAGAAAGAUAAUGCCAACAAAGUGGUGGGUUUGAAGGUUGAAAACAUCACAUUUUCAUCUGCCAACGUGUCCUGGGUGCCUCCCAUAUCCCCUAAUGGCCCAGUGCUGAAGUACGUGGUAUUCAUCUCAAACGUGACUGAAGAUUUCAAACACUCCAUGUAUGUAUUGCAGCAUUGUGUUUCACCUUGUGGCUCCAAUAGAAGCUUAGACGAGUACUAUCCACUGGAAGACUUACGCCCAGGCACUAUGUACAGAGUGAAAGUUGAAGCACAUUCAAGAGCCCCCUUGGACAUGAAUGACACAAUAGCCACAGCUGACUUCACCACAAAGGCUGAAGACAGUGAAGACCAUGGCCAGAUGCUGCUGGUGGUGGCAGUGUUUCUGCUGCUGGCAGUGAUGUCUGGCAUCUUUGUGUUCAGGAGGGUUCAGCUGCCCAAGCCGUCUGUCGAUGAGGAUGUGGAUCCAGUUCCAGAUUGCAAUGUGUUGCCCAAACAGUAUAUAGUGGACCCAUCAACACUGUUGCUGAAAAGGGGGGACCCAUUGGGCUGGGGAAACUUUGGACUGGUUCUGAAAGGAGAACUGCAGAGGGGCUCAGAGUGGGUCCCUGUGGCAGUGAAGCUGGCCAUCAAGUUGACCUCACAGGAAGACAUGGUGUCAGAGGCCAGGCUGAUGCUAGAGCUGAAAUCAUUCCACAUUGUGCGCGCCUAUGGGGUGAUGAUCGAGUCCAACCAUACCUAUCUGGUGAUGGAAUAUAUGAGCAAUAGUGAUUUGCUCAAGUACCUCAGGCAGCAGAAGACUGUGCUGGAAACUGAAGUGAGUCAAGUGUGUGACAUGGCACUGCAGAUUGCUGAUGGCAUGGCAUAUUUGGCCAGUAAGAACUACAUGCACAGGGAUCUUGCUGCCCGCAAUUGCCUCUUGGACGAAAACAUGAAAAUUAAAAUAUCAGACUUUGGUAUGGCACAGAUAACAGAUGAGAACUAUUACCAUGUUUUACGCUCUCAGUUCUUCCCAGUGCGGUGGGUUGCUCCUGAGUGUUUCAACAAGCAGAGGUUCACCAUGCAGAGUGAUGUCUGGAGCUAUGGAAUUGUCCUCUGGGAAAUCCUUACUAAUGGCAGAAUACCCUAUGAAGAAUUGAAAAGCAAUGAGGAGGUGAUGAAGAAAGUGAGCAAUGGCCACACUCUAAAGGAGAGUGUGUGGCACCUCACCAACUACUGGCUUGCAAACUUGAUAUGCAGGUGUUGGGAAUCUGAGGGCCAUGACCGACCCUCCUUUCUAGAAAUAAUCAGCAUCCUGCAAAAACAUGCUUCACCACAAUUCAUGCAGUUGUUCAGAUCUAAGUCAUUUUACUACGAAUCAAGGGGCCAGAAGUGAGGAGCAGACCUCAUCUUGAACAUGAGGGAAGAGAGUGAAGGCUGUCCAAGCAUCACCUGUCUGCACUUCACCUGCCAGCCCUUGGCCAGAACCUGCUGCUCCAAUCCCCCUUCCCCUAGUUGUUGAAGCAAACACCAGGAGGAUCUGCUAGUACUCUCUUGAAAAGAAGAGUACUUGAAAUACUAAAGCAAAAUGUUUGUGGAAUCUGUGAUGAAAAAAGAAAUGUUCCUUUUUGGCUUUUCCAAUUGUAAUCUUAUAUCGUCUGCAUCAAACAGUUCACCACACGCUUUAUAUUCUAUAAAACAUUUACAACCACUACUUCUCAAAGGAAUUUCAGAAUGUGGUGGCAUGAAAAUGAAUGUCAUACUCAUUAUGGAAGCCAUAUGCCAAACAUCUUAGGCAAACUUGUCCUUACAUAUGUGUAAGUCUGUAUGUAAGCAAGCAUGUAGCCAUGACAUUCUCAUCUAGUGUUCAUCUCAGCUUCAAGACUGUUUGUAUGAUUGUUUUUGUAAUCAUUAUAUUAAAAUAAGAAGUUAGUAAAAGAAAUAUUUUCAGUUUGCUAUGAAGUAUGAACUUUCGAAGCUUAUUACAGGAAAGCUUUGCUAAUUCAAACAAACAGCUGGAAAAAGUGUGAAGCAGCAAUCUCUAAACAAUUUGAAUGAAGUCCAGAAUCAAUGAAAAUUUGUAUUCAUUCCAGCAUUCUAAAAAAAAAAGACUCAGAGUUAGCAAGGUUUGCUGUGUGAAUUCCAUGGUACAAAUACACACUGUCUUACAGUAUAAGCUUAUGUUAAGUUCUGAGUGAAGUCCAGCAAGCUGUACCUGUUAGCUGCCCAUCUAUCUGCGAACAGUGAAGCCAAGACAUGUACAUUUAUGGCUAUUUUGCAAAUAGAAACAUCAUGGUGAGUUCAAGGCUCCCAGCUGUUGAAUUAAUAGAAUAAAUGAUGAUUAACUGGAAUGUUUAUUGCUUUCAUUGUGAAAUAUUUUUCUAUACAUUUCCAUGGCACAAGUCAGUCAAUCCUUCAUAUAUUUUUAUCCUUUUCAGCUACAUGGCUGUCAUCACAUUGAUGACAUUGUGCAAACCGUACCAGAACUGGUACAUGGAAUAGGGAUGAGCUAACCGGGAAUUUUGUUACUGUUCAUCCCUCUGUUUUGGUGGAAUGUGAGUGUGAGUGUGAGUGUGAAAACUGUGAGAGUAUGAAAGUGCCUCUUAACUCAGCAUUAAUACUCUUACCUUGACAUGCCAUCUAUCCCCUCAUUAAUGUCUCCAUUACAUCACAAUUAACAUCAUAUAAAUGACAUGAAUUGCAAAGUACUAGCCUGAGUGUAUUGACGAGUGUCUGUGAGAGGAUGUGGAGUGCUGCCUCCACCCACACCCUCCCUGUCUGCUUCAUGUUUGCCUCCCAUUUCUCUCAAGUCUGAGGUGUAUCUGUGUCAUCAUCACUCCUGCGCUCAUGGAAGCCUUUGACAUUACAUCACACAAUGAACACUGCAACAUAACUUAAUUGUAACUGAAGAGUCUUGUCAGCUGGCAUGAGCUCAACAUUUAUACUGAGUCUACAGAGUGUGAUGCAGUGCUGGGGUCUCAUGCAGUGCUGGAAUCUCAUGCAUUGAUGAAAAUAAGGUGGUGCUGCACCAUGACCACUCCCUGGAAUUUAACAGUUAUUUACAGCUUCCUUUAACUGAACGUUUUCUCCUGUUUAGUAAAUUGUGUGCAGAGCAUAGUUUUGUAUAACAUGGACUUUACUAUUAUCAUAAACACUACUGAUGAUCAAGUCUAUGCCAUUCACCUAUUGUGGCUAUUCUCUGUUAAGUAUGUGUUCCAUCCACUUAACACUGUAUUAUAUUACUAUGACUGUGGCAAAUAUUGAUACUGAUAAUAAGUUUUCCAGUUAUCAAUCGCUACAAAUAAUAAUAAUUUUUCCAAUAUUCACAGCAUUAAGAUAACUAAAUCAAUGUGCAGUUUUAAAUGGCAGCUUGGAUCAUCAUCAUUGUCAUCAUCCCAAGCAUGUCAUAUGAAGCCAACAAUAAAGACAGUUAAAAACUUU